AUGAUUUUUUUAAAGCAAUUACUUAAAAACCAAACCAAAUUAAAUUUCGUUAAAGCUACACCAUUAGUUUCACAACAACAAUCAAACAAUCAAAUUUUAAACAAAAAUGAAAAAUCUUUAGUUGUAGUAUUAGGGUGGCUAGAAGGUAAAGAAAAAGAUGUAAAUAAGUAUACUCAAGAUUGGGCAAACCAAGGAUACAACACUUUAACAAACUACUAUCCACUAAUAGAUGUAGUGAUACCACCAAUCAUGACUCCUAAAUCAUUAAUUAUAUUAGAUAAAAUCAAUGAAAUUGUUAAAGAUGAUCCAAAAAUUGACAGUUUAAUAUUUCAUGUUUUAUCUAAUGGGGGUGCACUUUAUUAUUCAAGAACUUUACAUUUCAUAGAAACUGAUGAAAAAUAUAAGCAUUUGCAUAAAUUUAUAAAAGGUACACUUUUAGAUUCGAAUCCUUCCACUGAUACUACUGGUGUUAAGCAAGCAUUGUCACUUGCAGCUCCAAAUGAUUUUAUAAAACAAUUAUUAAUGAAACUUUAUCCAGUAAUCAACUUUAUGUUAUCAAGAGAUUUUUUCAAAUAUUUUAAAAUAAUUUAUAGUCCCAAAAACAAAUGGAAUCAUUUAUUUAUAUAUAGCAAGAAUGAUGAAAUUAUAAACUAUGAACAUGUAAAUUCAACUAUAAAUAAAUUAAAAAAUAAUAUCAAAAAUGAAAAAUUAAUAGAUUCAAUUUGUUUUGAUAAAUCAGCUCAUGUUAAUCAUAAAAGAUUAAAUAAAGACCAAUAUAAUAAUAAAUUUUUGGGUUUCAUAAAUAAACUUCAAAAUAUUUAA
Dictyostelium purpureum is the source of this 822-nucleotide messenger RNA. RefSeq lists its product as uncharacterized. Lineage: Eukaryota; Evosea; Eumycetozoa; Dictyosteliales; Dictyosteliaceae. The transcript is spliced from 3 exons. The record is from RefSeq and is a predicted model, not a curated record. The coding region runs from base 1 to 822 and encodes 273 amino acids.